Pelecanus crispus (Dalmatian pelican) is the source of this 3430-nucleotide messenger RNA. The record is from RefSeq and is a predicted model, not a curated record. Lineage: Eukaryota; Metazoa; Chordata; Aves; Pelecaniformes; Pelecanidae.
AUGCAGGGAGAAAGAGGCUUGCCUGGACUACAGGGUGUGAUUGGGUUUCCUGGAAUGCAAGGACCUGAAGGUCCUCCUGGGCCACCAGGGCUUAAGGGUGAUACUGGAGAACCAGGACUGCCAGGAACAAAGGGAACAAGAGGCCCCCCAGGAGCAUCAGGCUUUCCAGGAAAUCCAGGCCUUCCUGGCCCUCCUGGUCCACCUGGCAUUCCAGGAUGUAAUGGCACAAAGGGUGAAAGAGGUCCAGUAGGUCCCCCAGGUUUACCAGGACUGACUGGGAGCAUAGGACCCCCAGGACCUCCUGGAAUGAAGGGAGAGCCAGGUGAAGUGAUUGGUCUUUUACCUCCUAGUGUGCUAAAAGGUGAUAAAGGCUUUCCUGGCCAACCUGGACUACCUGGUCCACCUGGAACUCCAGGAUUUCAGGGACCAAUGGGGCCACAAGGGCCUCCAGGAGAUCCAGGUCCCCGAGGAGAACCAGGACCCCCAGGCGAGAAAGGCUACAUGGGCUUGGGCUUUCAGGGUCCCAAAGGUGAAAAGGGAGAACAAGGGGUAAGGGGCCCCCCAGGCCCACCAGGACCAGCACCACAUAUGAAGGAAAAAGGGAGUGAAAUCAUAAAGGGAGAAAAGGGUGAUCCAGGUGAAAAGGGUGAACCGGGAGCUCCAGGAUUUCCAGGUUCAGGUUUCAAAGGAGAAAAGGGUGAACCUGGGAAGCCUGGUCCACGUGGAAAGCCUGGAAAAGAUGGUGAACCAGGACCGAAAGGAGACCCCGGUUUGCCUGGUGGGUUUGGGAUUCCAGGACGACCCGGGGAGCCUGGUACGAAGGGUGACAAAGGUGAACGAGGUUUUCCAGGACCUCCAGGAAGAGUUAUAGAUCCUGGACCAGUAGAUAGCCUUGGUGAAAAAGGAGAGCCUGGAGUUUCCGGUUUGCCUGGACUGAAAGGUCAAAAAGGUGAAAAAGGUUUGCCUGGUACACAAGGAAUCCCAGGACCUCCAGGUCUACCACUUCCAGACAGGGUAGGAUCACCUGGUGUCCCUGGAGAGAGAGGUGAAAAAGGUGAAAAGGGUUCUCCGGGAUUCUCUUUACCCGGACCCCCUGGAAGAGAUGGUUUCCCAGGUCCCCCAGGGUUGCCUGGCCCACCAGGUCCUCCAGGCAAAACAGAUGGAAUUGAUCAAUGCCAGCAGGGAGAACCUGGUGCACCGGGUAGUCCUGGACCUCCUGGAAGAGAUGGAUUUCCAGGAGAGAUGGGAGAGAAAGGUGACAAAGGUGAAUCCUGUGCCUUAUGUGAACAAGUAGGACCUCCUGGACUUCCAGGACCACAAGGGCCACCAGGUCCAGCAGGUUUUCCAGGACAAUCAGGUUUAAAGGGUGACAGAGGCUUACCUGGACUUGAUGGCCUUCCAGGGGUACCUGGCCCCCCCGGCACUCCAGGACUUAUGGGCAGCCCUGGGGCAAAAGGAGAACCAGGAGAUUUUUCUUAUGAUUCUAUCCUGAAAGGUGAAAAGGGAGAUCCUGGUUUCCCAGGACAACCAGGUAUUCCUGGAAGAGAAGGAAGACCAGGAAAAGAUGGAUUGCCAGGUCUCCAGGGUCCGAAAGGAGCAUCGGGUACAGUUGGCUUGAAAGGAGAACGUGGUCCCCCUGGCCAACCUGGAUUCCCUGGAGUACGUGGUGAAAGAGGUUUUCCUGGCCCUCCUGGGAUAGGUGCUGCAGGGUUACCUGGUGACAAAGGAGACAGAGGCUUUGCUGGAACCCCAGGUUUACCAGGCCUUCCAGGAGCAAAGGGUGAAGCAGGACGAACUGUACCACUCCCCGGACCUCCUGGGGCAGAUGGCCUUCCUGGGCCACCUGGUUUCCCUGGACCCCAAGGUGACAAAGGGAAUCCUGGGCUUCCAGGUAGACCUGGCCUGCCAGGAGAAAAAGGUGCUGUUGGGCAGCCAGGUAUAGGGUUCCCUGGACCUCCAGGACCCAAAGGUUUCCAAGGUCAACCUGGCUCGCCUGGUCUGCCAGGGACUCCAGGAACCCCUGGCCUGGAUGGUUUGCCAGGUGUACCAGGUUUACAAGGUCAAAAAGGUGAACCUGGUGCAGGUCUCCCUGGCCCUAAGGGAUUGCCAGGCCCCCCAGGCCCAUCUGGCAUCCCUGGAGAAAAGGGAAAUCCAGGACUGCCUGGCUUACCUGGCGAGCAAGGCUUCCCGGGCAUACCUGGACAACAAGGAUUCAGAGGGGACCCCGGCCUCCCAGGACUGCAAGGCUCACCGGGCCCGCCGGGCGCACCAGGGCUGGGCCCACAGGGAUUGCCGGGACCCGCCGGGCAGCCGGGACCACAGGGACCACCAGGAUUUCCUGGAAUAAAAGGAGAAAGGGGCUUCCCUGGUCUCCCAGGUCUAGAUAUGCCAGGACCAAAAGGGGAUAAAGGUAGCCAGGGCCAGCCUGGAGUACCAGGGUCUGUGGGGUUACCUGGCCUGCCGGGUCCUCAGGGAGCCAUUGGACUGAAAGGAUCGGCAGGGCCCAAAGGAGAAAUGGGAGUUAUGGGAACUCCUGGAUUGCCAGGAACUCCUGGACCAGUUGGAGAUCGAGGGUUCCCUGGUGAAAAAGGGAGCCCAGGUUUCAAAGGUGAAGUUGGACCACAGGGUGAUGUUGGUGUCAAAGGAGAUAAAGGUGAAGCUGGUCUCCCAGGAAAACCUGGAACGAUGGACAACAUGGACAUGGUUAGUCUCAAAGGCCAAAAGGGAGAUCAAGGAGAAAAAGGGGACCAUGGAGCAACAGGAGAAAAAGGGUUACGUGGGGACUAUGGAGAACCAGGAAUUCCAGGGAAGGAUGGUGAACCUGGUACUCCAGGACAUCCAGGACCAAAAGGUGAUCAGGGCCCCCCAGGGUUCCCGGGGGAUCCAGGAAUUCCAGGACAAAAAGGAUCGGUUGGUGAAAUGGGUUUGCCAGGAACACCUGGAGAAAAGGGCCUGCCGGGAGUACCAGGUUCACCAGGCACACCAGGGUACCCUGGGCAAAAAGGUGCAAAAGGAGACAAAGGAGCACCAGGUUUUCCUGGAGUUGGCUUUCCAGGGUCUCCUGGUGAGAAGGGAGAACCAGGAAGAACGGGUAGUCCAGGUUUAUCUGGAGAUAAAGGUGAAAAGGGUAGUGCAGGAAUUCCUGGAAUGCCGGGUGUCCCAGGUCCCAAAGGAUCCCCUGGCAUGGCAGGAUUUCCAGGCAACCCCGGCCGCCAUGGAGAAAAGGGUGAAAAAGGACUUCCUGGCUUAAGUGGCAUUCCAGGUUUAAAAGGAGAACCAGGUGAACCUGGAGUUCCGGGUCCUGCUGGUUCCGUUGGACAGAAGGGUGAACCAGGAUAUGAUGGGAUUCCAGGUGCAGCUGGUGCAAAGGGUGAACAAGGUAUUCCAGGUAGAGGACUUCCAGGAUUUCCUGGUGCAAAGGGAGAUAAAG